AUGGAGUGCGAUAUUUGUGGGAGAGAAGGCAGCCUGAGCCAGCCGCUCCACUGCAUGACCUACGCCCGCUCGUACCUCGAACAGCCCCGCAUCCAACUCGCGAAGACGCUGAUAGACCGCGAUGCCGUCGAGAAACACGUCAAGGCCAUCGUAAAUGGCUCGGAAGACAAGGCGAUCCAGCAUGUUUCCCUCACCGACUCGAAAGGAGGCCUCUUGGUUGACCGGCAGGAAUGUACGAACAAUCUGAACUGGCAGCGGACGAAAGCAGAGACGGCAGAAAUUCAAGAGCGAUUAGAAAUGAUAUCAAAGCACGCUGGUCAGCUUCGAGAGAAGAUGGAGGCCACAAGGAAGCAGCUCGAGGCGAAGCGUGCGGCGAACGCGCAGAGGAAGUCGGACCUCUCGUCCGCCACUUACGGCAUCGAGUCGCGGCGGGCGAAUGAACUGGAUAAGGUGCAACAGAGAGUCAAGAGGUCCGACUACAAUGCGGACAAGAUGCAUCACGAUACCAUAGACCUGCGCAUGCAGCUAUGCACGACUGCUGCGAAACUCGCAGGACUUAAGAUGCAGCGACGAAAGACUAGAGACGGUAGCAUUAAAGAGGUCUUUAAUAUAGGGCCUGGCACGCGCCUGCGGAUUCAUGAUCUACGAGACCUGAACGAUGUCGCACCUGACGGCCUAUCCGCCUCUCUGGCUGCCGUAGCCCAACUCCUCGUUCGAGUCGCUGCCUAUCUGGGUAUCCGCCUCCCAGCCGAAAUCACGUUGCCCCAUAGUGACUAUCCUCAACCAACCAUAUUUAGUCCAGCAUCUUCAUACCAGGGUAAAAAAGUACCUUUCCCUGGCUCAACACCGUCGCAUUCAUCGAGCGCUAGUCCAGAAGCCUCGCGCACACUCGAUAUGCGUGUACAUCUUCCGAAGCCACGCGCACUGUUCGUCGAUCGCCCAUUGAGUCAUCUCUCUGCAGAAGAUCCUCCUGCAUACUCGUCCUUCAUCGAAGGCGUAUCUCUGCUUGCGUACAAUGUUGCCUGGCUAUGUCGAACACAGGGCAUGAAGGAAAGCUUCAAACAGUGGGAAGAUACCUGUUCGAUAGGUCGCAAUCUGUAUCGGUUGCUGAUUGCACAAGAGUCAUACAAUCCCCAGCGUCUUGAGAACCCAUUCGACAAAGACAUUACCGCUUCAAAGUCUUCUAGAUCGAUUCUUCGCAAGUCGCCUGUAGGCUUCGGACAACUUUCGCAUGCCACUUCACAUUCCUUUCUCGGCAUCGCCGAGAACGCCCAAUACAUCAGCGGAUGGGGCUUGUCUCCGACAAAGAUUGUUGACGAGCUGAAAGGAUUCUUACUUGCUGAGCAACAAGCACAAGAAUGGGACGUGCUUAACCAGAAGGAAUGGGAAGAUAUGGAGAACCUGAUCGCUGAAGACCCGGUUGUAGUUGGCGAGAAAAGGCGUGGUAACACAGGUUUAGAUGAUGGACGCAGCUACCUCACGUCUACUACGACAAACGGAAGGCCUUUGCUAUCACGGAAAGGGGAUGCUUCUGAGAGCGAGCAGACAGCGCGAAAGAAAGGCAUAAGUGGAUACGUGAAACUCAAGAGCAGACCAGAGGAGGAUACAUACUAA
This is a messenger RNA of Alternaria burnsii, 1614 nucleotides long. RefSeq lists its product as uncharacterized. Gene Ontology annotation, molecular function: SNARE binding. The record is from RefSeq and is a predicted model, not a curated record. Lineage: Eukaryota; Fungi; Ascomycota; Dothideomycetes; Pleosporales; Pleosporaceae. The coding region runs from base 1 to 1614 and encodes 537 amino acids. Gene Ontology annotation, biological process: SNARE complex assembly. The transcript is spliced from 2 exons. Gene Ontology annotation, cellular component: endosome; lytic vacuole.